GACACGAAACGUUUUGCGACGGUUUAAAAAUCAUUGCAAAAACAUGUUUUUGUGACAGCAAAUGGCGGCGUUGUCAAAUAAAUUUUUUUGCCAUGGAAACUUCAAGACCAUGGCAGUAUGCUCUUCUCAAAUUAACUAAAAAAAGGGGGAAAAAAACCGUCUGUCUUCUCUAGUCGCCAUUCUCUGUCUAACUAGAGCUCCCAGUCAUCACAGCCCCAACAGCACCAGCGUGGGAAGAGCCUCACAGACUGUCUGUAGCAGUGGCGGCAGCGACUUUCCACGGGUUCUCCAUCCGGCAUCCAGUCAAACUUCGAACUGGGAGCAAAACAGAAGCACUGAUGAACAGAGCCAAAACAAGCCAAUCAGGUUUUGGUUCAUAUUCUAGCUUUCACCAAGAAUAUGUAGAAUGUGGCCGCCCUUGUAGAGCUAUGACGAAUCAAGAGUUAAUAGAUAAUGGAAAUCGGACGAUGGAUGAGGCUGAUCAAGCCAUUGAUAGGUCAAAAAAGAUCAUCCCAUGGACUUACAUGCUAUUGUAUUAUUUCUGUGUGCAUGCUCUCACCUUGUGGGACACAAUGGAAUUGAAGGAGACUGGAGGAGUUUAACUAAAGAGGAAGAUUUGGAGUUGGAGGAGCAACUUAAGCAUCUCAACAAGCCAGCAGUCAAGACUAUACAAAAUAAUUAUGGAGAUAUAUAUGAUUGCGUGGAUUUCUACAAACAGCCUGCAUUUGAUCAUCCUUUACUGAAGAACCAUACUUUUCAUUUUCAGAUGAAGCCCACUUCAUCACCUAAUGGAUCAAGACAUCAGGUUUCCUCAAAAGAUAGCAAACCUCUACAUGUAGGACUAAAGGGUGGAGGUUGCCCGGUUGGAACAGUUCCAAUUAGAAGAACUACUAAAGAAGAUCUCAUUAGAGAGAAACUUGCUUCAAAAAUAAUGACUCCUGCAGAUGGCAUUGGUGGUGCUGAUUAUGCCAUAGUUGAGACAAUAGAUGGUCCAAACAAAUACAGUGGAGCGUCAGCGGUGCUUAGUGUACACCAACCAGAUGUCGUGGGUAAACAAUAUAGUGCAGGGCGAAUGAUGAUUCAAAAUGGGCCUGAUAGCUUACAAGUCGGGUGGAGGGUGGAUCCAUCUCUGUUUGGUGACGCACGUCCUCGACUAUUCAUAUAUACGAAUGCAGGUCAAUCUCAUUGUUUCAAUACAAAUUGUCCUGGAUUUGUGAUUGUGGACACAGCAAUACCUCUUGGUCAAGUACUUGAAGAGGUCUCUAUACGUGGAGGGACAACGGUUGGGAUAAAAAUCUACAUCUUCCAGGACCUAGCUAAUGGAAACUGGUGGCUUGGAGUUGCGAAUACCAAUCUCGGAUUUUGGCCAAAGAGAAUACUUGGUGGCGGAUUAGCAAACUUAGCUUCACGUGCUGAAUGGGGAGGAGAGGUAUUUAGUCCACCGGGCACCCCGAAACCUGCUAUGGGGGGAGGUCAUUUUCUAAUUCAGGACACAAGAUAUGAUGCACACUGCAGGAAUAUUGCACUUAAGAGUCCAAGUGGAGGGGAUAUAAAUCCUCAAACAUACGAGUUUACAAACAAUAGAAAACUGUAUGAAGUGAAAGAUGAAGGAUACCAGGGGGCUCUUUUUGGGCAUCUGGGAAUUCAAGAAGAUGAAACCCGCCGAAGUUCCAGGGAGGUAUUACCAGCGAUGAAGCAGAAGCAUUGGAUUCUUGAUGGAGAAGAUGUUCGAGGUUUUCCCCAGCACCGACGCUUCAAAGGUGUCACUGCAGCAUUCACAUUUGGGAAGACGACGCUCGUAGAUGGUGGAUGA
This is a messenger RNA of Camellia sinensis, 1813 nucleotides long. The record is from RefSeq and is a predicted model, not a curated record. NCBI's taxonomy places the organism in Eukaryota, Viridiplantae, Streptophyta, Magnoliopsida, Ericales, Theaceae.